ACUGUCAGAUGCCUGAUGUCGCUGUUUUCUUUGAGUAUUUUGUUGUUGGCUGCUACAGUCGGAUCAGCUCAGAUGACAGGUGAUCUUCGUCUAGUUGGAGGUGAUUAUGACUAUGAAGGUCGAGUGGAAGUCUACUACAGUGGCGAAUGGGGAACAGUUUGCAGUAACUAUUUUAAUCUCGCUGACGCUACUGUCAUUUGCCGUCAGUUGAGAUACAGUGGGGCGACGACAUUUACUAGAUUCCCUAGCGUCCAAAUGCAGGGAAGCGGACGUAUCUGGCUGGACAAUGUUGAUUGUUAUGGCACAGAGACAGCUCUCACGGACUGCCAUUUUAAUGGUUGGGGUUCUUCGUCCUGUAGCCAUUAUCAAGAUGUUGUGGUGACUUGCUCUGGUUUGUCUGAUGACCGGCGAGAUGGCACCAUUCGUCUUGUAGAUGGGUCCUCGUCAAAGGAAGGUCGUGUUGAAGUUUAUUACAGGGGUGAGUGGGGCACCGUGUGUGAUGACAACUUCGAUGAUCGCGCCGGCAGGGUCGUGUGUCGUCAGCUGGGCUAUUCCGCGGAUCAUGUGAAAGUGAUGGAGCGUGCCUACUAUGGAGAAGGGAGUGGACGUAUUUGGCUGGACAAUGUUCACUGUUAUGGCAGUGAGGCAAGCUUGUCAGAUUGUUCUAGUGCUGGAUGGGGAAACGAAAAUUGCGGACAUUAUGAAGACGUCAGUGUCCAAUGCGGAGAUGUACGUAAGUUGUCUUAAUGGCUUUGAUGGUUUAACGCCAAACUACAAUUGCAGUUGUGUU
Messenger RNA from Corticium candelabrum, 790 nucleotides. Its product is annotated as neurotrypsin-like. The transcript is spliced from 6 exons. The record is from RefSeq and is a predicted model, not a curated record. Gene Ontology annotation, cellular component: membrane. Bases 16 to 747 code for a protein of 243 amino acids. NCBI's taxonomy places the organism in Eukaryota, Metazoa, Porifera, Homoscleromorpha, Homosclerophorida, Plakinidae.